Molecule: messenger RNA, 1488 nt
Organism: Sparassis crispa
Lineage: Eukaryota; Fungi; Basidiomycota; Agaricomycetes; Polyporales; Sparassidaceae
Product: Hexokinase
Exons: 14
Coding region: 1-1488 (495 amino acids)
Biological process (GO): intracellular glucose homeostasis; glycolytic process; glucose 6-phosphate metabolic process
Cellular component (GO): mitochondrion; cytosol
Molecular function (GO): D-glucose binding; fructokinase activity; mannokinase activity
Source: RefSeq, a predicted model, not a curated record
AUGGCAUCCCGCCGCGGAAGUGGUAGUGUGACCCUUCCAACGGGCCAGACCCUCGCCUUCCACACAAGGUCAAGCGAGGAUGAGGACCUACCUCAUGCCACCAAGAAGAAGAUGGCGGACCACCUCCGCAAGUACGAGAGCCUCUUCACGUUGACCCCGCAGAGGAUGCGGAUGAUCGUGGAGGCGUUCAAGGAAUCGCUCGAGUUGGGUCUUUCAAAAAAUGGGCAGAUUGUGCCAAUGAUCCCGACGUAUGUGUUCGGCUGGCCGACGGGAAAGGAGACGGGCGAUUUCCUCGCCGUUGAUCUGGGUGGCACGAACUUGCGUGUCUGCCUGGUUACACUGGAGGGCGAGGGCAAGUUCGAGAUCACGCAGUCCAAGUACCGGCUCACGGAGGAGCAGAAACAAGAGGACGGGCAAAAGUUGUUUGACUUCUGCGCGGAGUGCCUCAAAGCCUUCAUCGACUCCAACAUCGACGGCGGGGCGAUCAAGAAGGACUGCGUGCUCCCGCUCGGAUUCACGUUCUCCUACCCAUGCUUACAAGAUCGGAUUGACCAUGGUAAGCUCAUUCGGUGGACGAAGGGGUUUGGAGCGCUCAACACCGAGGGGCAUGACGUGGCCGAGAUGUUCACGCGGAGUCUGGGGACGUAUAAUGUGCCCGCGGAGAUUGUUGCACUGACGUGUGACACAACGGGAACGCUGAUCGCGUCGCACUACGUGAAUCCCAAGACGCGCAUUGCAUGCAUCUUUGGCACGGGCUGCAACGCGGCGUACAUGGAGCGCGUCGGUGACAUUCCCAAGAUCAAGCACCUGGGUAUCGCGCCUGAUGCUGAGAUGGCGAUUAACUGCGAAUGGGGUGCGUUUGACUCCUUCGAGCACGAGAACUUGCCUAGGACGAAGUAUGACUCGAUCAUCGACGAGACGUCGAAUAAGCCCGGCGAGCAAUCAUUCGAGAAAUUGAUUUCUGGACGAUACCUUGGCGAGAUCUUGCGUCUCAUUAUCUGCGAGCUCAUCGACGAAGGUGUGCUGUUCUUGGGACAGAAUACCUACAAGCUUGAGAUUCCGUACUCCUUCGACACUGCCUUCCUGUCGCUCAUGGAGAGUGACCCUACGGACGAGCUACUUAUGAUCAUUGGGAUCUUCACCCACUUCUUCGCAGUCGAGACGACCCUGGCCGAGCGCCAGUUCUUCCGCGCACUCGCAAAGCUUGUUGGGCGCCGUGCUGCACGUCUGAGCGCGUGCGGCAUCGCUGCGAUCGUCAGCAAGAUGGGUUAUUUAGAAGAGGGCUGCGCAGUCGGUGCAGACGGCUCUUUGUACAACAAAUACCCUGGAUUUGCGGAGAGGAUACACGAGGGGCUGGCAGAUAUUUUUGGCGAGAAGGGACGUAACAUCAUCACGUACCACGCCGAAGAUGGUAGUGGUAUUGGUAGCGCCAUUGUUGCUGCUAUGACGAAGGCCAGGAAGGAUGCGGGCAUCUACCCCACCUUGUAA